UUGACCCAUUGACCAGCAUAGGUUAAUAAUGGUCAGAUACUGUACCAGUGCAUAUGCUAGACCAGAAAAUGUGAACAGACAUGAAACUACGAAAACUUCAAGGGACAAGAUAAGUACAUUUUAUAAAUCAAGGUUAGUUAAGGCAAUUAGGGUUCUUAAACAAUAUGUAAUUUUGUUCACUGGUAUGUUUUUGUAAACUUCCCGAAAUCUUUUCAACUGGAGCUUAGCAUUGUUCUGUUAGAGAGGACUCAAAGUACAGGGGUAUUAAACCACAUACUCUACAUGUACGUGAGCGUGAAUGAUUUUGACUGGAACUGCUCCAACUGAACCCAUAUUCUGUCUCGUUACGAUUCCACUGGCUGGUUUCUGCCUGCAGGCAUCAUUGCAGUGCAUUAUUCCCUGCAUAAUGGGGGGUAUAUUGAUUGACCUAGACACCUGUGUGAUUGAGUCAGGGGUGUGCUCAAGGGAGAUUGCUCUGUUACCAGCCCAUGAUAACCCAUCACAUAGAGGUUGGUUCUGUACUUUUUCACCAUGCUCAUAAAUGGCACUGUAAUGUUUUCUCUGGGAGUGUGAUUGUCAGCCUGCAGAUAAUUACAGUGGAUGUGUUUACAUUGAUUGAAGCCUUCUAAUGGUGAUGAAUUGACUCUUGACAAUGGUUCAGCGUGAUGAAGAUGAUAAAAGUGACGAUGCUUGUACACAGAUUCUUGGCAUCAUCUUAAUCUGCAUCAGUGCUAUAGCCAUGCAAGCUACUCUUCUUCUGACUACGCCCGUUGUCGGGGGACUGGCGGCUAUGGGAAUCUUCCUCUUCAUUGUGGCCCUACUGGGCAUGAUCGGUGUCGUCAUGGCCAACCAAGCACUCAUAUUUCUUUAUCUAGUCUUCAUGUCUUUCAUAGGCUUCAUCCAGUUCUGCGUAGCCAUAGCCUGUCUGUCAGCCUUUAAUAAAGCCCGCAGGACUGAGGUCUUACUGAGUGGCUGGGAGGAGGCUAGUAAUGAUACCCGGCAACAGGUGCAGAGCACCUUUGGAUGCUGUGGCUUAGAUUCAAAGCAUGUGAUUUACAGCAGGUGUGAAGAGCUGAAGCUACCUUGCUGUAUACUAACCACCCACAACUGUACCGGUUGCCCCCUUUGCAUGUCUAUUCUUGACAACCGAUUGCAGCACGCCUUCCAAUUUACCGGAGGGAUGGGGCUAUUGUUUACAUUUUUACAGCUUGGAGGCAUCUUGCUAGCAUGGUGGUAUCGUCGACAGCCAGUUCUCGGAUUUGGACACGAUAUAUUAAAUUGAAUGACCCUUCUUCUCUUCAGCUGAGAAGGCCAAGGGAAUAUGAAUAUCGCUGGCAACAUGCCCUGCCAGGAGGUUUUGAAAAGAUGGAAGAGGCGAUGUGUGGUUUGGAAAGCAGUUCUCAGCUUCAUGAAGCCAGAAUGAAGGAUGUGAUGAAGGAAUUGGUGGAUGUGCAUUUUACAAGGGAAUAAUUUACUACCAAUAAUUAGUUUGGUUGGUGAAAUUUUACCAGUCAUACCUUUUGGACAAAAGGUUUGGCAUUUCGUUUGUUUCUGUGAUCGAACUUUGCGCUCUGAGGAACUUCCAAUAUAUACUGUCCAGUGUUUUCUGAGAGCCUUCACAAAAACAGAUCCCUCUCUGUUGAGAUUGAUGCAUCAUUUAUGUAAUGUAAAUAACACUAUAAUCAACAGGUCAAAAUCGAUCUAUGAAUGGUCCUUACAUGAUCAUAACCUGCAAUGUAAUCACCAUCAACUGUGGAAAAUAAAUAUCGGCUGUGGAAAAAACAUUAGGGACAGUUGUAAAGUUGGAGCUUAUCUAAGGCCAGUUGAACAAAACUGUUAAAAUCUGUUUCAGUGUAGGUGCAUGUAGUUUAAUGUAAGCAUAGUGGACUAUCAUUUCCUGUGCCAAGUUUACUUGCAGAUUUGUUCAGAUCUUAUUUGAUUUGUGUUGUGCCCAGCUUUGCAAUGUUUAAAGUGUUGAACAGGGUAGGGAAACCUGUCUUUAUGCAGUUUUGUUGAAUUUUAUAUAUUUGAUUGUAUUAUAUUGGUCGUAUAAAUUGUUUUAUUUUUCAGAAAUACUUUAUUUAUAGUGUUUUUGUAUCCCCUUUGUGCAAUGUAAAGAAGUUCACAUCCAAGUAUAAAGAAUUCAAAGCUAUUUUUAGUUUGUUUUUACAGUGUUUUCAUCCCAGGAUUUUCCCGGGGAAAAAUUAACACUCUGAGCGCUAAAUUGCACGGUUAGUUUCUGCCUGUUGGAGUUGAAAAGGGCAUACAGCUCUGCAUUGUGGGAGAACUAAACAUUUUUCAGGUUGUCAGCUGCAAGAGGGCGCUAGACAAGAUUAGCAGUGUAACCUAGGUAGCUUCAUCAUUAUAUGUAUGUAUAUAUUAUAUACUGAGAGAUCAUAGAGAUGCACUGCGAAGAGUCGAUCAACCAAUCAUAUAUCUGGCUCUUUAACAGAGCUGGGAGCUGUGCCUGAUGUUUAAACUACCCGUUGCUCGGUAAAUUCUCUCUGCCUGAGAUAAAAGCUGCCAACUUUCAAGGUUUUUAUCCAAGACUUCUCAGAGCAUGCCACAUCCUUGGUUCUAGCAAAUUCUGUUACAUGUUGGCUUGCUAUCUCUCUUGCUUUCAAUUUGGCCUAGAACACCAUUAAACCAAAUGUUGACGUGGCAAGAGAUCUUCUGUGGAAGGCUUGACUUGUUAUCAGGUCAGAUUUAAGAAAGUCAUCAGUAAUAGCAACAAUUAAUAUUGCAAAAAUAUGUAAAGUUGUGUUCACGGUUGUUAGAGUGUAGUUAUCCCCAGCAUGUUUUAAAUUGCAUUGUUACUGCCAAAGAUAAUUUGAAAGGAACAUUUGCAUCUUCUUUAGAAUUUGUAUAUACCACUCAUUUCAAUGCAGAUUUUUAUGAAAGUGUUUAUAUUAACAUAAGGAUAGGCAAAGGCAUAAUUGUUUUAACUUGGAGUUUUUUGUAAUAUUUAAUUGCCAAAUGCGCUUAAAUGCAGUUGAUUGGAGUUCAGAGUGGCGAAUUCUUCAAAGAAAACUUGCCAGUAUACAGUUUCAAUCCAGAUAGACAUGCAGCCAUGUUUGUACCAAAAAUACUAGAUCUUGUAUAUAUUCAAGAAUUUCUUAAUGACAGACCCAGAAAUAAAAUAUGAGGCAAAGAAAGUGAUUUCCUGCUUAACAUUGAUGUUAGUUUUAUAAACCUAGUACAUUGACAACUCUGUACAAAGAAGAAAAAAGAUUUAAGAUACAUGUACUGCCAAAAUUGAACAGUUGAUCCCUUGAAAAAGAAAGAAAUUUACAUGAAACUCUUUUGUUAUCUCAUUUUAGACAACAAAAAAGGUGUUAGAAAUGUUAAUGUUUCCUGAUUAUAAUCUAUGUCACUGUUGAAUAAUGUUUUGUUGGUUUUAGUACUUUUCAUGUUAGUAUGUUUCUGUCAGUAGACAUAGUUACAGACACUAUUGUGUGCAAUUGUCAUUUGUUUACAACUCUAUGUAAAAUAAAGUUUCAUUUGUGCAUCAGGGCUUUCAAUAAAAGAAUGUUGAAGU
Acanthaster planci (crown-of-thorns starfish) is the source of this 3538-nucleotide messenger RNA. Its product is annotated as tetraspanin-31-like. NCBI's taxonomy places the organism in Eukaryota, Metazoa, Echinodermata, Asteroidea, Valvatida, Acanthasteridae. Gene Ontology annotation, cellular component: membrane. The record is from RefSeq and is a predicted model, not a curated record.